Microtus oregoni (creeping vole) is the source of this 2964-nucleotide messenger RNA. It is a transcript of the gene Trim59, whose product is annotated as tripartite motif containing 59. The transcript has 3 exons. NCBI's taxonomy places the organism in Eukaryota, Metazoa, Chordata, Mammalia, Rodentia, Cricetidae. Gene Ontology annotation, molecular function: zinc ion binding. Bases 160 to 1371 code for a protein of 403 amino acids. Gene Ontology annotation, cellular component: cilium; intraciliary transport particle B; centrosome. The record is from RefSeq and is a predicted model, not a curated record. Gene Ontology annotation, biological process: cilium assembly.
UGAAGACUCGGGCGAGCGGCUCGCACCGUCGCUCCAGGCUGCCCCGGAGCCUCCGCCGCGCGCGCCGUCGCCAGCCUCGCGAAUAACAAAAGAACGUGGAAAAGUUGGAGAAGAUAAAGUAUAUUUAGUAUCCAGAUCAGGAGAUCAACAAGCCAGGAAAUGCACAAUUUUGAGGACGAGUUAACAUGUCCCAUCUGUUACAGUAUUUUCGAAGACCCUCGAGUCCUGCCAUGCUCUCACACGUUUUGUAGAAAUUGUCUGGAAAAUGUUCUUCAGGCAACUGGAAACUUUUAUAUAUGGAGGCCUUUGCGAAUUCCACUCAAGUGUCCUAACUGCAGAAGUAUUAUUGAAAUUUCUUCAACUGGUAUAGAAUCCUUACCUGUAAAUUUUGCAUUGAGAGCAAUUAUUGAAAAGUACCAGCAAGAAGACCACCCAGAUGUUGUCACCUGCCCUGAACACUACAGGCAGCCAUUAAAUGUUUAUUGCCUACUAGAUAAAAAAUUAGUUUGUGGCCAUUGUCUUACUAUAGGCCAACAUCAUGGUCAUCCUAUAGAUGACCUUCAAAGUGCCUAUCUGAAAGAGAAAGAUACACCUCAGAAGCUGUUUAAACAGUUAACCGACACACACUGGACAGACAUCACCCGUCUUAUUGAAAAGCUUGAAGAACAGAAGUGUCAUUCUGAAAAAAUGGUUCAAGGUGAUAAGGAAUUUGUUCUGCAGUAUUUUAAGGAGCUUAGUGAUACAUUAGAACAGAAAAAGAAAUUUUUUUUGGCAGCUCUUUGUGACGUUGGCAAGCUGAUCAAUCAAGAAUACACUCCGCAGAUUGAAAGGGUGAAGGAGAUCAGAGAAGAGCAGCUGGAGUUAAUGACAGUGACUACAUCUUUACAAGAUGAGGCUCCACUCAAAUUCCUAGAAAAAAUUGAUGAUGUCCGCCAGCGUGUGCAGAUGUUGAAACGGAGACCACUCCCCGAGGUCCAGCCUGUUGAGAUUUAUCCUCGAGUAAGCAAAGUAUUAAAGGAAGAGUGGAGCAGAACAGAAAUUGGACAUAUCAAGAAAGCUGCCAUUCCUGAAAUGAGAAUUUCUUCAAAAAGGAUGCCAUGUUCCUGGCCUGACAAGGAUGAAAAAGAACUCGAAUUCUUUAAAAUUUUAAAUAUUGCUGUAGUUUCACUGAUUUCAGUGAUAUUAAUGUUGAUACUCUUUUUCAACCAACACAUAAUCACCUUCCUAAAUGAAAUCACUUCAAUAUGUUUCUCUGAGGUCUCUUUGUCUGUUUACCAAAGUUUAUCUAAUAACUUAAAUGACUUAAAAAAUAUGGUAUAUUACACUUUAUAUUUGUUAAAGGAAAUCAUGUUGAAAAUAGUUUCUCGUUGAGAACCCAAGUGAACAGUUUUAAGUGGGCUUCUCCUGUUUAGCAGAAGCUAACCAUUGCUAGAUGGAAGUUGGGUAGUACAAGUAGCAAACUUACAUAGAAAUAUGGUAAACCUUCCAUGGUUGGAUAGAAAUGAUGCCAGAAAUGAUAUAUUAUCUGAAAGAUUAUUCAACUCAAAUUAGAAAAUUAUUUUUGAUUUGAAUAUUUUUUGGCUUGAUAUUCAAAGUUUUAAAUCUAACAAGCAUAUCUUUUUUUACUAUAACAUGCUACAGUAGCUUUUCAGUUCUUUGUAUAUGUAGAUAUUAGAUUAGAAAAAAUUGACAAGAUCCUUGAUCCACAUUAUCUAUCUUGAUGUUAUUUGAAGCUUUUCAGUGUAUAGAUGUAGGUGGGAAAAGUUUUAAGAUUCAGGCUAGGAUUGCUUAAACUUCUUUUUUGGUCAAACAUAAAUCAGAAACAUUCAUUCCAAAUAGAGCUUUUGGAUAAUGCCAAGUGUCUAGUACUUAUUUUAUAGAAACUUUGGUUGUGUUUAGAAUUUGAGUUUAAUGGCUAGAGAAUCUCUUAAGUCAGGGUCAGUCUGGGUAUUGUAUUGACAUCUCUAAAAACCAAACAGGUUAAAAACGAGGCGGAGCCCUUGCCUUGUCUCCAGCACCAGAAAGCAAAACAAUUAUUUUGUUUUUGUAGUGUUUUAAUCUUGUUCUUACAUAAAAAGUAUAUUAAACAUGUAUGACAAUCAUGUAAACUAUAUCUUAAAAUGAUCUCUAUAGCCCAAGUACUGGGAAUUAUGAGUUGCCAUAAAUUAGAUGAUCUUAAAAGAUCUCAGUAAGGCAACCUUUAAUUCCCUGAACAAGGACUAGCAUGAUGUUUGUAGUGUAACUUUGGAUCACUGUCACUAAAAUACCCAAAUGGGCUAUUCUUGAAUCCCUAGCUCUGGGGAUCAUUAGGGCCUGGAGAGAUGGCUCUCCCAGAGGUUCCGUGUUUAGUUCCCAGCAACCAUAUGGUGAUUCCAUGACCAUGUAUGAGAUCUGUGCUCUCUUCUGGCAUGUAGGUAUAUAUGCCAGCAGGAUGCUGUAUGCAAAAAAGUUUAAUCAUUAGGUCCACUUAACAGAUCAGAUUUUAUCCAGCAUUAUUAUUAUAUAUAGAGGCCAUUUGGAAGAUGGAGUGGAGGUGAGGGGGUACAGUAUUCAGUUUUUAACAGACACAUAGGUCAUACUGAGUGCUAUUUUUAAAUGUAAAUAUUAGCAAAGAAUGUUAGCUAAGAUGUUAUUCAAGGGGAUACUAACUUCUUUGUACAGAUGAUCAACAAACUAAAGUAAUACAGUGCCGUAUUAGGUGGGAGAAUGUUCUCAUCAGUGUUUAUCAUGCUUUAAAAACUGGAGCAGGCCAAGACUGGUGUUAUUAACCGAAACUUACGUACAUUACAUUCCAAACUAAACAAGCAUAUGCCGAGUAUUACCUUAAAGGCUUGACAAUUUUAGUGUUUUCUGGUAAGUUAUUAUAUACUGUUUUAUAUCUUUACUAUUAGGCUGAGAUUGUACAAAAAACACAUUUGGAAAUUCUGGGUUUUAUGUGCAACAAUAUAUUUGAAUAAACUUAAU